Messenger RNA from Penicillium robsamsonii, 327 nucleotides. RefSeq lists its product as uncharacterized. Bases 1 to 327 code for a protein of 108 amino acids. Lineage: Eukaryota; Fungi; Ascomycota; Eurotiomycetes; Eurotiales; Aspergillaceae. The transcript is spliced from 3 exons. The record is from RefSeq and is a predicted model, not a curated record.
AUGGAGGCACUUGCGGUGAGAACGCAUUUACAGACCACCCUCUCAACUCAUAAUGAGUUGCACUGGUCCCAUACUUCCCUAUCCAAUGCUACCCCCAACGAGGAAGGAAAAGAAGGUCUGAUGCACGAGGAAUGGAGUUUCAUGGCUAAGGAGGUUUGCCGAGAGACACUGAAAUGCGCCUACUUUGGUGACGACCGAGUCUUACACACUUCAGAUGACAUGUUAUGGGAAGGCUUGUUGGAAACGUGGGAGGAGCAGUUGGAGAGGAGCUGGGGUGCCGGGAACCUCGAGAGAGCGCUGCAGCACUGGCUGCAACUGCCACCAUAG